AUGAAACAUGUGGAUAGUGCCACUGCUAAGAGAGAUAAACUUCAAUUUGCAAGGGUUCAGAUUGAAGUCAUGGUGGAGCAAUCUUUCCCUGAUGUAAUUAAGUUCAUUAAUGAAAGGAGGGAACAAAUGGAGGUGAGAGUGGAGUAUGAAUGGAGACCUGUUGUGUGUGCUCAUUGUAAAGGUGUUGGCCAUGAAGUAGCUAAGUGCAAGAAAAUCACUGGUAGGAGGGUGUGGGUUCCAAGGCAGAUUGUAUCUACAACCAUACCUAGUGGGAGCACUGGGCUGGUGAAGGAUAACACACCUGAUAAUACUGCUAAUAAUGAUAGUGAUACUACUGAGACAUUCACUACUGUGUCUAAUCCAAGUAGGAGAGUCUUGGCAAGACCUGUGGGGGUCAAUACUGUUAACCAAUUCCAAGCUUUAGAUGAUGAUCUGAGUGUGAGGAGUGUUAUGGGGGAUAUCAACCAAGUUCAUGCAGCUGGAGGAGGGAACUCUUCUGGAUGCAAUGGAUAG
Molecule: messenger RNA, 513 nt
Organism: Spinacia oleracea (spinach)
Lineage: Eukaryota; Viridiplantae; Streptophyta; Magnoliopsida; Caryophyllales; Amaranthaceae
Exons: 1
Coding region: 1-513 (170 amino acids)
Source: RefSeq, a predicted model, not a curated record